This is a messenger RNA of Scylla paramamosain (green mud crab), 7845 nucleotides long. Its product is annotated as beta-1,3-galactosyltransferase 6-like. The record is from RefSeq and is a predicted model, not a curated record. Gene Ontology annotation, biological process: glycosaminoglycan biosynthetic process. Gene Ontology annotation, cellular component: Golgi membrane. Gene Ontology annotation, molecular function: UDP-galactosyltransferase activity. The transcript is spliced from 3 exons. Bases 537 to 1583 code for a protein of 348 amino acids. Lineage: Eukaryota; Metazoa; Arthropoda; Malacostraca; Decapoda; Portunidae.
UAGAUUUUAUACACACGUCCCUUAAGGCACCUAAACAAACAGACAGCGUUUUGACACCACACACUACUUGCCACUCCCUGACACGUUUCUUGCCUGUACUGGGGCUCCAUAUCCUGUUCCCCUACACAUAUCUUGUCGCCUGCACUUGGGAGGAGACCAUCACACGCCCUGGAGAUGACAGAGAGGGUGUGAGGAGACCACGUAAUGAUCGUGUCUAUCUGUGUGCUUGUUUCUCUCUUCCUUUCACUGCCACCAACACUGUCACGACCCAGCUUGACCUGAUUGUAUGUCCGUCGCUUUCAUUGCCACCACCACCACCACCUGAAUGGCAUGCACGUGCAGGGAUGGUGUGUUCUGCAGUACAUUAUUAUUUGUCGCCUGGGAGCUUAGGAACUUACAACUACCCAGGGCUGCCUAAGGUCUUGCGAGAAUUGUGGGUGGGCAGCAGAGCAGAGCAAAAGACACAGCCACUCGCAGGCAGCAAUGCAAACAUGUUAGGUGAAAACAAGCCAAUGUGUAAUGUGAAUGUAUAAAACAUGAUGCGGCGUGGCGGUGGCUUCUGGUUGUGCCGACGGCCUCUGCUGAGUGCUGUGCAGGUGCUGGCUUGUGUGGGGGCUUUCAUGCUGGGCAGCCUCAUGACCCUCAUGUCCAUUGACCCCAUGAGGUGCGACAUACAUCAGUGCACAGAGAAGAUUAAACGCACUGAUGUGGAAGACGUCAAUAGCUGGCUGGGCAUGUGGGGUAAAGGUAACAGGGGUGCAGAGAAGAGUGUGUUCCUUGUGAUUGUUAUGCUGAGUGCCCCCGCCAACAAGGAGCAUAGAGAAGUUAUACGGCAGACAUGGCUCAGUGAGGAAAAGGCAGACACCCUUCACUUCUUUGUAAUAGGAACUGGUAGCCUGAAUGAAGACCUCAAUGUCUCAGUGUUGGCUGAGCAGAAGAAACAUGGGGAUCUGAUGCUACUGAGUAACGUGAUGGACUCGUACCAGGCACUGACCAAGAAGCUCCUGGCGAGUCUUGUAUAUGUUCAUUACAAUGUUAAGUUUAGGUUCUUAAUGAAAUGUGAUGAUGACACUUAUAUUCGCUUGACAGAGCUGCACAAGGAGCUCAAGAGUGUUCCAUACAAGCAGCGCCUGUACUGGGGUUUCUUUGAUGGUAGAGCAUCACCAAAGAAGAGUGGCCCCUGGAAAGAGGAGGCCUGGGUUUUAUGUGAUAGGUAUUUGCCAUAUGCCCUUGGAGGAGGCUACAUCCUCUCAUCUGAUAUUGUAAACUUUGUUGCAAGCAACUCAAAGUACUUGAAGCUGUUCAGAAAUGAAGAUGUUUCUCUUGGGACAUGGCUGGCCCCUCUGGACCUACACAGAGUUCAUGAUGUGAGGUUUGACACAGAAUACAAGUCGAGAGGGUGCAACAAUAAGUACCUGGUAUCUCACAAGCAGAGCACUCUACACAUGCAGGAAAAGUUUAAUUCCUUGAAGACCUUAGGAAGGAUGUGUCGUGAACAGUUUCAAGUUCGAAAGUCAUAUAAUUACAAUUGGAAUGCACUGCCUUCACAGUGCUGCAUCAGGAAUGAUUCUUCAUUACCCUAAUCUGCCUACAGAGCAUUAUGGUGAUGGAAAUCAUUGUACAGACCUCUUCAGUACUUGUGCAAUACGUUAAUUCAUGGCUAAGUAAUAUGUUGUCACCUGUCAAUCUAUGACCCUUGUGACUAUAAGUCAUAGGAUGGAAGAGAUUCUGAGAAAAAAUAGUAAUCCUAUCUGUCUAUUUAUCAGGCUGAGAUCAUCUGAAAGAAUGAUAGCCAAGAGAAUUGUAUGAAGGAGAAAACAGAGGAGGGAUUUUCAGUUGCCUCGCUCUUUCCCUUUCAUUUGCCUUUUACAGAUUGGAAGAAAUACGAAUAGUGAGGGAUAACUUAGCUUCAUGCCAAGGAAAUGUACCACAGAUGCAACACUUAGCUUGAAAAUCUUGGUUGAGAAGUAGAGAGAAAGUAAAAAGAUAUAGCACUCUGUUUGUAGACUUGGAGAAUGCUUAUGACAGGAUGCCAAGAGAGAAGUUGUGGUACUGUAUGAAUGUGAUGAAAGGCAUGUAUGACAACAGUGUAAUAGCAGUGAAGUGUGCAGCUGGAAUGACUCAGGGUUUCAAGAUGGAAAUGGGAUUGCACCAAAGAUCAACUUCGUCUUUUUUUCUUUGCAGUGGUGAGAUUAGACAGGAAUUUCUCUAGAUAGUGGUAUUUGUAUAGCAUGAUGAGUGGUGAGAGAAAUUUAAGGCAAUGCUGGUGAAAUAGAGAUUGUACUGGAGAGACCGUCAGAUGACACUCCCUCACUCAUCCAAUCACUGCUGAGCUUGUCUGUAGUUUGGCUAUGCUCAGUUUAGUCAUCAGUCAUUCAAAAGAAACACUGCUGUUCCUUAUGUGCGCCUCAACACUGUAUCAGUGAAUUUCCAUCAACACUUGGAGAACAGGGAGUAACUAGACCUCAGAAUAUUCCUUGAGUUUAUUGUGAGUGUGCUAGCUUAAGGGAAAGGGCCUCCUUGUGGCCUUCUGCUGGACAGCUGUCCCUUGAGGUGUUGGACUAUGUUCCUCAUCCCAAGGAACCAGCAAGCACUUUCCCUUCGAUAGCAGUUCAUCUGUAGUGGCCGCUGUCUUGUCAAUUUUCAAAUUCUUUGUCAAUCAUAGCUUCUACAGUGGCAGUGUUUGAUACAGGUGAUAAGAGGCUCACAUGUCUGGUAUGUUGGAAGGUGUUUGCAAAUUUUCUUGGACAGAAUGUCCAUCAUCAAGUCUUCCAUGAUGUUGAAGGGGCUGCUCUAGGUGCCGAGAGCCGGAAGGUGAGGUGGGACCCUAAGGAGCUGGCCAUGAAGGUUGUAUUUGAGGCUCAGUAUCCUGGGGUCUGCAACAUCAAUAAUUUAAUUAGGGACUGAGUGCUACCACACCGUUCUCUUGAGGCAAUUAAGGGGUUUUGCCAAGUUGCUUCCUACAAGACCUGGGUCUGUGAGGUGUCCUUAGAGCCUCAGAGUACUGCAUGCUGGUGGCCUUGAGUCACACCUCAUCUGAUAUUCCAUCUACCAACGAUCUAAUAUCUCCAACAACAUCUUGGAGUUCUUUCUCCGGUGAUCCCCAGCCACUUCCUGAGGAGGCAGUCCUUGCUUGCAUGCAGUUAACAUCAGAAGCCCUCAGCAUUUCCAUCCCUUCCUACAUAGACAAAGUGGAACACUAACUUGACCAAUGGUGCCUACUGUGUGCUUAUGCCUAUGAACCACCGGAAAAUGGUAAGCAGACCAGCAUGAUCCAGGAUAAAAUAUAGAAGAAAGAAGCUGGCAUGUAAUCUGGUAGAGGAUAUGAAGCUUCAAUUUAAAUGGAAGAGUCCAGCCAUCACUGCAUUAUGUCACAUUGACAUUGCCAUAUCCACUUAAGGAUUCACAAAAGUGGAUCUUAAGAUCUACUGAUAAUGUUGAAAAGCAAAAUACACUUCACAUGAUACUUAUCUCCGAAAAAGGUAUUGGUUAUAGUGUUGUGGCUUUCUGCAUCUAACCUUGAGGUUUUCUUUGUUUAUGUCACUGUUUUGGUAUAUGCCAUUGUGCAUUUAGUGUCCUGAGUAGCCUCCUUUCAGCACAGAAGCAAUUUUGUAACUGGAGCAUCUGAAGGACCUGCAUCAUACUUAUGAAUAGAUAAAUAAUGUAAUUUUGCAAUAAUGAUAAAGAGGAAUUAUUGAAGUAAACCAGUGUCACAAGUAUUAAUGACAUACUCAUAUUACUGAAAUUGUACUUGUCUGGAAAUUGAGGAUGCACAAUGCUUUUCAGAUCAAUAAGAUUAUAGUAUAAGAUUUUUAGAAAAGUGAAUAAAAGCAUAAACUACAAAAAAGGAUGAGACUUACCCUUUGAGUAAUCAUGUCCACACUGAUAUCACAGGUCUUCACAUGAUGUUAAGUUGGUUAUCACUGUGUGAUCCCAGCUCACAUUUGAAACAGCCUUGGAAGAAUUCUCAUUUCAUAAUUUUGUGUGACUUUCCAUCACAUCCAAUGGCCCUAUAAUUUGUUGCAAUUCAAUAUUUAAAUAAAUUUUCAGGUAUAUAUCUAAUUUUGAUAUUUUUAGUCAAGUAAUACCCAUGAUUUGCAGACAGAAAUUAUAGACAUAAAUGACUAGGUAUUACAUAUAGAGAAGGAAGAGAGACGUACGAGUGGAGAAUGGGAAGAAAAUAAAGAGUGGAUGUUUGAGUGACAUCAAGAAAUGCAGCCUCCUAUAUUGAACUGUUGAAAUCUGGAAUGAUUUGAAGGAAGACGUGGUUGCAGCAAACAGUGUAAACAUGUUUAAAGGGAAACUGAAUAAAUGUGGAUAUGGAGACAGGACAAAAUGAGCUUUGGCUUGUGCCCUGUACAACACACACACACACACACACACACACACACACACACACACACACACACACACACACACACACACACACACACACACACACACACACACACAGUUCUCUUUCUCUUACUUUUUUUUUUUUUUCUUUUGAGGCCUCUGAUUUCUUUAGAAUUGAAACAGUAAGUGAAUUUUCAUGGAGUAUUUUUUAUUCAUUUAUCUAUUUUUUUCUUUAUUUUUCUUCCUUUUCUUUUGCUAAAGGACUAUUCAUGCAUCUCUUGAAUUUGCAUUUGUAUGGUAAACUUGCCAUAUGGCAGGCUUAUUGUAUAACAUGUCAUUCAAUGAAUACAUCUUGGUUUUAUGUGCCAUGCCUUAUACAAAGAGAGAGAGCCAAGUCAUUAUAAGGUGAUACAUUGCUUUCCAGAUUCAUGAAGUGAUUUCCGUAGCAACUUUAGUGACUGUAUUGACUGUGGUGUUGUAGCAAGUGAUAGCUUCUUGUAGUACAGUACAUAUUAGCUCUUGCUAGAAUAUGAAAGACUUCAACGGAGAGUAAAUUGCAACAGACCGUCUUUCUAGUACUUGAUGUGGAUAACAUUACAGUAGUCAUACUCCUUUGAUUUCUUGGUCAUAAAAUGUUUUACCUGUCUUCUUAUUUCUAUAUGUAUUAUAUUUGAUUUUUCAAUUUUUUGUGAAUGAGUAAGAGAGAGAGAGAGAGAGAGAGAGGAAAUGUUUAAUUAAAUGAUUGGUCUAGGAUAGUGAUGCAAAACAAAAAAAACGCUUGUUUUUUAUUUUUUUUAUCAUGAAGCCAAAAAAAAUUGUUUUUUUUAUUUAUUUUUUUAAGGAGCCAAAUUAUUUUUGUUAUGCUUUAAUACAGCAACUAUAGUAGUUCCACAAGCCCUUCAAGCUUUUAUGUAAUAGAAUUAGAACCAUAUGAACUGCUGAAAUACUAGUACUUAAAUGAUACAACCAAUUUUUACUUUGCUUACUAUAGUAGUUUAAUGGAAUACAAGUUAUACAAUGGGCAUACAUGAUGCAUAUAAUGAUAUAUCUUUCCCAUAAUCUAAGAUAUAAAAGGAUAGUGAAAAGAAAGUACAAUAGUGUAAAGAUUCACUGAUGUGAAUAAUGUUAUCUAUUCUGUAUGUUGGAGAGUUACAGUGUGGUACGGUACUGGUACCUUUUAACUGAUAUGGUAUUAGACUGGUACUGUACAGGUUCUCACAAGCUGCCUGUUUGGCUGCCUCUUGGGCAGUCUACUCUGCACAGUUAUUCAGAGAUCACCUGAGUCUAGCUGGGGAAGGAUAAGUUAUAUCUUUCUGUGUGGAAAUGAGCUGGGAGUAGGAAACAGAAUAUAAGCCAUACCGGCAGAACUGAAAAUGCCAGAUAGAAAAAAGACAGCAGUUACAGCUCUAUUUAAAGAUGAAGAGGGUAGGUGACAGUGUGGUUGUAUAGUUAUGGACUUAAGGUGCUUAGUUAUCUAGCCUGAAGGUCAGAGGUUUGACCUCUACCAACUGUAACAUAAUGUAGGGAAUGUAUUUAAUUUUUUCUAAUACUUAAACCAACGUUCCUGUCAUGUUAUAGAGGAAACUAUUGGUUUUUACUCCUUUGAGGACUGCCAGAAUGUCUGACCCAAAAAAUAUAAAUUUUUGGCAUAGAAAAUAGUAUGGGACAUAUCACUCUCUCUCUGUACAGGGAAAGCAAAAAAAAAAAAAAAAAAAUUUCUGAAAAAAAAUAAAUAAAUGAAAAAACUUCUUUAAUCACUAGUCUAGGAUCAAUAUGAUAAAUCCUCUUAUCUGUUCAUGAGUUGUUAGCCUUAAGAGGUAUGUCUUGCCAGGGUAUUUAAGUGAUGAUUUAUUUUUAAGAUUAAGCAUCUGUGAUACUACAUUUUUAAAUGCCACCACUGUCUGAUGCAGCACUUAACCACACCUCUGUCCUAGAGAAAGCAACAAUCCAGUAUUGGGCUGUGCUCAGGCAUGAGUUGCAUUGUGUAAUAUGUAUUAUAUGCACAACAGCAUCAAGUGGCAUAAUUAAAUAAUAAAUUGUAGUUUGUUAUUUUGAAAUGACAGGGUCUUGAAAUGCUCAUGUAUUUUCAUGAUUGACUCUAUGGUAUACAGACAUAGUUGGUUUUAGUACAAAAUAACAUUCCUAUGUUGAAUUUUUUAUAUAUUUGCAAAAUUCUACUGUGAUUAUUUAAUGAACAUAGUAUAGUUCUAAUGGAAUCAAUCACUUAUGCAUAUGACAAAUUUACCUAAAGUUUUAUUACUGGUCACCAAUACAUACACAUUUCAUAUUGAUUACAAGAAGACUUAUGCACAAUGUGUAUCUGUUCAGAGUACUGUCACAUCAGUGAGAAGCACAGUUGUAUGGAAACACUCCACUGUGUUCCUCACCUUGACAACUACACUCACACUCACACUUAUUUUAUAUGAUGUGACAUCAGGUUGUAGAAGAUGGCAUAAAGACUGAUUGUAACACUUGAGGGAUGACAAGUGUUCAUGAUAGUGACAUACUGUGAGGCUUUUUCUCCUAUAAAGGAUAUUUUUCAUUGGUUAAAGAAAGGCAUUUUGUUCAAGCACUUAGAAAAUGAUUGUUCGGACAAUGAGGCCGUCCCUGUGUGUACAGCAAGAUAUUUUUCAUGUUAUUGUUUUCAUUUCAUUCACUUGCCACAUGGGUAUGUGAUACUUGUUUAUGGUUGAAAAAAAGUCGUGAUGCAUAUCUCAUUAAGUCAUUACUUGCAAGUCAAAUACUUAACUUGAGGUUACUUCAGCCUCAAACUUCCACUUUCAUUGAUGUUUCCAUUACUGAAUGUUAUGCUGACUGUACUGUACUAUACUGUUUUCACUGAGUAUAACUAGAUUUGUAACAGCUUCUCUUGGGUCUUCUGUGAGCAGUUGUUGGGUACUGCUGGAUUCUGAGAUGUUGAUGAUUUCUCUCAGAAGUUGACAACAUAAAACUUAUUUAUUCCCAUGUUCAUAACUAAAAAAAAAGUGAAGGUGGGAGCACAGGCUAUAACUGUGUGUGGUCUUGACACUCAUUUCUGUCUCACUGGCCUUUGAGCAUUUCAUAACUGACCAUUCAGAACUACUGAAUAAAUGGCUGGCUAUUAUAACUUAUCAAACUCAAUGUCUCAAGUAAACUCAGAGCCGUGCACUCACUCAGCAUAAUUUGUGGAAACUAUGUUGUGAAGGUGGGAGCACAGGCUAUAACUGUGUGUGGUCUUGACACUCAUUUCUGUCUCACUGGCCUUUGAGCAUUUCAUAACUGACCAUUCAGAACUACUGAAUAAAUGGCUGGCUAUUAUAACUUAUCAAACUCAAUGUCUCAAGUAAACUCAGAGCCGUGCACUCACUCAGCAUAAUUUGUGGAAACUAUGUUGAUAUAAUCAAAGUUGAUGUACAUUAUUUCAUUUCUAUUUAUUUAUUAGCUUUUUGUAAUGUUCUAGUCCAUUCAGGUGAGUCAAGAACUCCCUCCUUACAUUUUAAAUAAUCAAUAAAAUAUUUAUUUGAGCAUCCA